Messenger RNA from Penicillium soppii, 1659 nucleotides. RefSeq names its product proline--tRNA ligase. The transcript is spliced from 6 exons. Gene Ontology annotation, cellular component: cytoplasm; aminoacyl-tRNA synthetase multienzyme complex. The coding region runs from base 1 to 1659 and encodes 552 amino acids. NCBI's taxonomy places the organism in Eukaryota, Fungi, Ascomycota, Eurotiomycetes, Eurotiales, Aspergillaceae. Gene Ontology annotation, biological process: prolyl-tRNA aminoacylation. Gene Ontology annotation, molecular function: proline-tRNA ligase activity; ATP binding. The record is from RefSeq and is a predicted model, not a curated record.
AUGGCUAGCCAGAACCCCAGCGACGUCCCUGCCACCGAGGCUGCCCCCAGGCCCUGCCUGACCGCACUCAAAACCCCGCUGAUAACCAGGCGGGCCGACAAGGCCGAUAAGAAGGCCAGCAACAAGGGAGAGAAGGGAAUUGCAAAGCCGGAAGCCAAGAAGGCUGCCAAGAAGAAGGUCGAUGGUGCUGCUUUGAUCGGUAUCGAUGUUUCAAAGGAGGAGGACUUCCCCGGCUGGUACCAGCAGGUUCUCACUAAGGGUGACAUGCUGGACUACUAUGAUAUCUCAGGAUGUUUCAUUCUGAAGCCCGCCUCAUACUUCAUUUGGGAGGAGAUCCAAAAUUUCCUCAACAAAAAGAUCAAGAAACUUGGCGUCAAGAACUGCUCAUUCCCUCUAUUUGUGUCUGAGGAUGUUCUGCAGCGUGAGAAAGAUCACAUUGAGGGUUUCGCUGCCGAAGUUGCGUGGGUCACGCAUGCUGGAUCGAGUCAGCUUGAGAAGAAGAUUGCUAUUCGCCCUACCUCAGAGACUGUCAUGUAUCCCUACUACGCCAAGUGGAUUCGCAGUCACCGCGACCUUCCACUCAAGUAUGGUCAUACCGCCCACUUUACCGAGGGUGAAGCCCGCGAGGAAGUACUCGAAAUUCUUGAUUACUACGCUAAGAUCUACGAGGAACUUCUCGCAGUGCCCGUUGUCAAGGGUCAGAAGACCGAGAAGGAGAAGUUUGCUGGCGGUAACUAUACUACCACCGUCGAGGGUUACAUUCCCUCCACUGGCCGCGGUAUCCAGGGUGCCACAUCCCACGGUCUGGGCCAGAACUUCAGCAAGAUGUUUGGCAUUACUGUUGAAGAUCCUUCCUCCAAGCCUGAUGAGAAGAAGCCUCCUCUCCACGUCUGGCAAAACUCCUGGGGUCUGUCAACCCGUACCCUGGGUGUCAUGGUCAUGAUCCACAGUGACGACAAGGGUCUGGUUCUGCCUCCUCGUGUCGCUGAGGUCCAGACUAUCAUUGUCCCAGUUGGUAUCACGGCCAAGACUACCGAGGAAGAGCGCAAGAAGCUCAAUGCUGAGAUUGACGGUCUCGUUGCUGUCCUCGAGGCUGCCGGUAUCCGUGUCGAAAGUGACAACAGCAGCUACUCUCCCGGUUGGAAGUUCAACCGUCACGAGCUGCGCGGUGUGCCUUUGCGUAUUGAAUUUGGUCCCGGCGAGUCCGCCGGCCACUUCGUCACCACCGCCCGCCGUGAUAUUCCCGGCAAGGACGGCAAGGGUACCAUCCCCAUUUCUGAAUUGGCGACUGCCGUCCCUGCUCUUCUCGAGACUAUCCAGGCCGACCUGUUCAGGCGUGCCGAUGAGAAGUACAAGGCCCACCGCAUCAAGAUUACUAAGUGGGAUGACUUCGUUCCCGCUCUGAACAACAAGAACGUCUGUGUCAUUCCCCACUGUUUGACCGAGGCAUGUGAGGACCAGAUUAAGGAUAUGAGUGCCCGUAAGGCCGAGGAAGAGUCCGGUCAGGCCGAGGAUUCCAAGGCCCCCAGCAUGGGUGCUAAGUCUCUUUGCAUUCCUUUCGAUCAGCCUGAGGGUCUUGAGAAGGGCGUUACUCCCUGCUGCAACCCUAAGUGCACACUUCUUGCCGAGAAGUGGUGCAUGUUUGGCCGCUCCUACUAA